This is a messenger RNA of Pteropus alecto (black flying fox), 2364 nucleotides long. It is a transcript of the gene NDUFAF4, whose product is annotated as NADH:ubiquinone oxidoreductase complex assembly factor 4. Gene Ontology annotation, cellular component: mitochondrion. Lineage: Eukaryota; Metazoa; Chordata; Mammalia; Chiroptera; Pteropodidae. The record is from RefSeq and is a predicted model, not a curated record. The transcript has 3 exons. Gene Ontology annotation, biological process: mitochondrial respiratory chain complex I assembly. The coding region runs from base 102 to 626 and encodes 174 amino acids.
GUCGACCCCACACGUGCGCAUGCUCGGUUCGUUCCGGAGGUCCCCUGCGUCGGCGUUCCCCCGCGUGCGUUGUUAACCUGAGGGAAUCAUGUUGUAAAGAGAUGGGGGCCUCGGUGACUCGCGCGAUCAGGAACUUCAACCUAGAGAACCGGGCGGAACGGGAAAUCAGCAAGAUGAAGCCCUCUGCCGCUCCGAGGCACCCGUCUACCAAGAGCCUCCUGCGAGAGCAGAUGAACUCCCGUCCAGAUAUUAAGGGAGAAAUUGCUAGAAAAGAUGACAAACUGCUGUCAUUACUGAAAGAUGUGUAUGUUGAUUCCAAAGAUCCUGUGUCUUCUAUGCAGGUAAAAGAUGCUGGAACACGGCAACAGCCAAAGGAGUUCAGAUUGCCAAAAGGCAAUCACUUUGGUAUGAAUAUUGAGAACAUUCCCAAAGGCAAAAUUUCCAUUGUAGAGGCAUUGACACUUCUCAACAAUCAUAAACUUUAUCCAGAAACAUGGACUGCUGAGAAAAUAGCAGAAGAAUACCAUCUAGAACAGAAAGAUGUAAAUUCUGUUCUCAGAUAUUUUGUUACUUUUGAAGUCAAAAUCAUCCCUCCUGAAGACAGAAAAGCAAUCCAAUCAGAAUGAAGGAAAUCUUGAAGUUACUCCCCAUUUCUUUGUCCUGUUUAUUUUCUCCUUUUUAGCAUAUUAAAUUAUAUAAAUUACCGACUGUUUAAAGCUUCCUCCUUGUGAGAGCAUACUAUUUAUUGAGCUCCGAUGAAUUUUCAGGACUGCUGAUAGAGUAAAUUUUGUUUUCUUUAACUUUAAUUUGUUUUAGGCAUGUGUUCUUAUGUAAUAGCAUGACUAAAUAGAACAUGUAUAAAUGUAUUACAAAGAGUUAAUGCGUUAUUUCAGGCACACUGUAUCAAGCUUUUAAAUUGGUUAUGUGACCUCUUGGGAAAUAUCCUGAAUCCCGCAUUUAACAUUUAGUUUCACCUUUCAAUUUAGGUGAUUGGUUUAUUCUUCCUAUGGAAUAGUGAAAGUAAGAGCUUUCUUGACUCUUAUGACUGUGACAUUUUCUUGUUGGGGAACUGGAGGCUUGACAGCAAGGUUGAAUAACAGUGUUUUCCAAGUAAAGGCAGACAGGAGACGACACAAAAUCAGCAGAAAAUACAUUUUUACUCCUGCUCUGGGAAAUAAGAACUAAUGAGGCCUUUUUAUUUGUUUUGAGUUGGUUUUGCAUAUGAAAUAACUUUUAAAUUAUAAUAAGGAGUUAUUUAUAAAAUUGUAGCAGUCUCUCCUUUGACAGGUACAAAAGCUUUCAGAGAGGCAGGCGAUAGUGGGAACAUUCUGAAGAAAAUAACUUUUCUGAACUUAAUAUAGAAAUACAAGAAAAAUUUAAAGAAUUGUUAAAGAACCAUGAUAAAUGAAAUUUGGUGACUAGAUAUAUUUUAUAAUUUAAAUGCUGAUUGAAAAGAGAAAAAAUAGCAAGUAGAAGCAUAAAAUGUGAUCACUGGAAGGAACCUGAGAUUGCUGCUUCAUUUAUUUAACAAACUAAGCAUGAUGUAUAUCAGUACUAGGGGCUUCAGCGAGAUUAUUAAGUUUAUCUCUGUUAUGUAACUACUUGUGGAAUCUUGGGUGGGUUGUGUAACCUCUUUGAGAUUGAAUUUCCUUUAUAAAUGAGUAUAAUGCUGCCUUAAAUCUAAGGGUUCCUGUGAAGAUAAAUAGGAUAAUAAAGGCCUGAACAAAUAUGACUUAUUUUUUGCAGUUGAGAACAGAAAUAGGCCUUGGAAAGUUUCAUGACCUAUUUAAGAUUAUUGUAUAGUUUUAUGACAUAGCUUGGCCCAGAAUUUAGGUUUUCAAAAUCCUAGUGUGUUUUUUUCUGCUGUGCCAAUGAGAAGUAUAUCUCAGAAGAACAGAAGGUAUGAAUUAUAGGAAUACUGGGGGAUGUGGUAAGAAAAAUUCCAGGUUAUCAUUGUCUCUGAGGGAAGAUAGACAUUCACUGCUUCCUAGGGAGUCCUCUGCAAAUGGUAUGGAAGUGCCGAGGAAUUCAGCAUGAUGACGAAUUGAGGUAUUUGUAAUACUAAGAAGAGAAAAAUUGAGAAUUGAAAUGUUUAAUGUUUUCAAAUGCAGUUUUGUUAUGUGAUUAUACCUAGUUUAUGUUUAGUUUAAAACAGUUCUUUUUAAGAAAACAAGAACUCAAUAUAAAAUUGCAUUUUAAAACUCUGGUAAAUCAUCAAAACCUUAUCAAAUAAAGAUCAGUACUUGAAUCAAUAAUACUGCUAUUUUUGUCAUCUUCCCUAUUCAAAUCCACACUGUGGUUAGGCAGCUAUAAAUAUGGCUAUUAUAUGGUGUCACAUGAUAGAAUAAAGUACUUCCCAUAUUA